Astyanax mexicanus (Mexican tetra) is the source of this 2235-nucleotide messenger RNA. RefSeq names its product apolipoprotein L, 1 (gene apol1). The record is from RefSeq and is a predicted model, not a curated record. NCBI's taxonomy places the organism in Eukaryota, Metazoa, Chordata, Actinopteri, Characiformes, Acestrorhamphidae. Gene Ontology annotation, biological process: lipoprotein metabolic process; lipid transport. Gene Ontology annotation, cellular component: membrane; extracellular region. Gene Ontology annotation, molecular function: lipid binding. The transcript is spliced from 18 exons. Bases 156 to 2036 code for a protein of 626 amino acids.
CAGAACCGCCUCAUACCAUAACAGAGCGCAGUGUUUAGUGUAAGUUAUAAGUUAUACGCAGUUUAAUGUCGUUUUUCUCUUCGUAAACUGUUUAAACUCGGGAAUCCGCAGGUGUGGAGGUGUGUUUGGACUCAGGGAACAGAAGGGAGGGAGGAAUGCUGGGUGGAAUUUUUAAAACGACCCCAAACACCUGUGACACACCUACCACUCUCUCAGUUGAUAGAGAGGCUUCGGCCAGCAGUGAUCAUGCAGUGACCAGCGAUAAUGCAGGCUUGCUAAGCGGCCUGUUCAGACGAUCACCCAAACCCAGCCCGAAAUCAGCUCACGGACAGGAAAAUCCACUUGUUCAGACCGAGUCAAACCAAUCAAAUCAACCCAGUAGUGGGAUGUUUGGAUGGAUUUUCAGGAACCCGUUCGGCUCCUCAGUUCAGGAGCGGGAAAAAGCAGAGCCGCCUGGAGAUACACACUCAGAAUCCACCCAGAAGACUAGCUCAUGUCCUGAUGGGACGACUGAAGAAGACAGCUCCUUAAAUCAGACUGGUGUGAGCUCAGAAAUUACAGACAGUGUGUUAAAAGCAGACGAGACGCCCCCCAUCCCCCCCAGACCCACCCAGGAGGAGCUCAACACUACCCUGAUUUACAGACUGAGUCUUCUCCAUCCAGCAGAGAGUGACUGCACUCAGGAAUCAGUGCAAUCGGUGGACCAGUGCCCAGUCAAAGCAGCACAAGAUGAAGACCAUCAGGUGAACACACCUUUUAUGGAUGACGCUGAGGAGUGUGCUUCCAUUACGAGUCAAAAGGACAAAGAUGGCAAAGAGGAAACGGCUGAAAAUUCAAAAAGCACACUGCCAAAGAAGAAGAUAGUGAAAAAGAAGAAGAAUCCAUUUAUGCCUCAUGUUGUGCCCAAGGGUAAAGUGCAGCAGAAGAAGAGUGGAGCUGGAGCUGAACCUGUGGAGAGUGAAGUGCAGAAGAAGUCCCUCAUGGAGCAGCUGAAUGAGCUUCGCUUGGAGAAAGCUCAUAAGGAGGAAGAGGAGGAUCUUGAAGGCCUGAUGGAGUGGUGGAGCACAGUUAAACAAUGGGAGCAGAUGCCCAAAGAGGAAGAUAUGACAGAAAAAGAAGAGGCCAAGGCGUUCGCGGUGACGGCAGAGAAGAUCCAGAGGGGGAUCCGAGUGUUUAACCAGCUGUUCUCAGAGCGAGCUGAAGGUCUCUGGCAGCACGUUAUUGAUUUGCGGGCGAUUGCUGACGGUCUGGACCGCUUCAACUGGAGAACCAAAGUGGCGCAGAUCACCGGCGGCUCCACCAGUGCCGUGGGUGGAGUGGCGACCAUCACCGGCCUCGCCCUGGCGCCGGUUACAAUGGGAACCUCCCUCAUCGUGACGGCGGUGGGCCUUGGCGUGGCGGCGGCCGGCGGCCUCACCUCCGCGUCUGCUGGGAUCUCCAACGCUGUCAACAACUCCAUGGACCGCAAGAAGGUGGAGCGCAUCGUGGAGGACUACCAGAGCAAGAUGGCCGACCUCAACAAGUGCAUGAAGUUCAUCAAGCAGGGCAUCGAGAACCUGCGUCAGUUUAACCUGCUGAGGGUGAAGAAACAGGCCUACAACCGGGACUUCCCCGGCCUCAACAGCGUCUACGAGGACGGAGCCAUGGCCAGCAAAGCCAUCCUCAGCAACGCCAACGAGAUCAUGCGGGUGGUGCAGAUCGCCAACGUGGCGGGCAGCACGGCGGCCCGAGCCGUCCAGAUCGCCAGCAUGGCCACCGGUGUGCUCACCGGGCUCUUCGUAGGCAUGGACAUCUACUUCGUGACCAAGGACUCGCAGGAGCUCAGGAAAGGAGCCAAAUCCGAAUUCGCCGCCAAGAUCCGAGAGGUGGCCGACCAGCUGCACGAAGGACUGGUGGAGCUCAACACCAUCCGAGAGGAGCUGCAGUGCUCGGGAUCCAACGCUGGAGCACCAGAUACCAACCCUGCCGCACCACCACCGAGCUCUGAGGAACACCGGGAGAAGAGCGAACCCAGUCCAGACUCACAGCAGGCUUAAAGAAUCACGGUUAUAGACUUUUAUAGACUUUUAUUGACUCUUUAGACACUUUAGUCUAGUGUUUUAGGGGUUGUUUGGGUUUAAAAGGUGUUAAAAGAUGCAUCUCUUCACCUGGUCAAUCUAUUUUUCUCGUAGUUGAAUAAUAAGUGACUGCAAACAUUUCCUUUUAAACUUUUUAUGGUCUUAAUAUUUAAUAUAU